CCAAGCAUCAGAAGCAUUUGGAGCAGAAAGAGCAGAGAACACAAGACAAGCACCAACAUAUUUCUCUUCUAAUAAUUUGGGAACACACCCACCACAGCAGGGAGAAUCCCCUUUGAUGGCAGUGGGAGGAGAACAAGGGAGGGAUGGAGAAUGCAGGGCUGAGGCUGGAGAGGAGCCGUUCCUGGGCUGGAAGCAAUGGGGGCUGGAGCAGAGCCUCACCCUGCAGGGCAGGGUGGGGGUGAGGGAGCCCUGCCCCAGCAGCAGCUGCACGGCUUCUGCCUUGCCUGUGUGUGCCUGCACUGCUGUGCAUGGCUGCAGCUCCACCCGUGUGUGCCUGCACUGCUGUGCAUGGCUGCAGCUCCACCCGUGUGUGCCUGCACUGCUGUGCAUGGCUGCACCUGUGUGUGCCUGCACUGCUGUGCACGGCUGCAGCUCCACCUGUGUGUGCCUGCACUGCUGUGAGUGGCUACGCAGCAUGUCAGCCAUAGAGACUUUGGGCCUGACUUGAGAAAAAUUUCCUGUCCUUUCAGACCUUGCCAGGUUAGAACAGUGGUGCUGAGUGUGAGAUCUCUUGUUUUGGGUAAGUAAACCCAAAAAAUGAACCAAACUGUAGCCCUUUGGUUCCUCUUCUUGGACUUCAGGAAAAGUCUGGCAGGACCACACACAGAUCACCACAAUCAGCUGUCCUGCUGUGCAGAAUGGGAUUAACACAGACUGAAGAUAAAGAAAAACUAAAAAGAAAAUGGUUUGUGCUCCCGGUGAGACUGAAAAGCAGGAAAACACCAAUGGAGUUUGCCUGCGAUCAGUCUGGAGAUUACUGAUAUCCUUUGUGUUUUAAUGACUUGGGUAUAAAAGAAGAAUGUCCUGACUACGUUUUUCAUCUGUUAUCUGCUGUGCAGAAGCCAGAUGGGGCAAAGACUGGGCAAAAGGGCAGGACUGGAAGAAUUCAGUGCCAUGUGUUUGUAUUCUGUGAUCUUUUGACUAGAUCAGGUUCUUUAUUUCUGAGGGGAAAGUGGCCGUGCUCUGUGAGGUGCACUGCCCCACCAGUGUGAGUUCUGAUUUCGGGGACCUUUGCCCUCUGCCAGCACCGACUCUGCUGCUGAGGGCUCUCCAGAGGGCUCCACUUCCCAUGGGAAGCAGAAGCUGAGCAGCAGGAGCAGCUCUGCCCUGAGCCCUGAUGUCACUGACGUGUCCUCAGGUGGGCCAUGGAGUGUCCCUGUGCCCGGGCAGAGGGAGGGGAUGCACCUGGAAGUGCCAUAGGGCAGAAAGUGCCCCCCUGCCAAAGAGGCCUGGAAAACUGCUAGAGAUGAAGGAUUAAUAGACAGUCAGGUAGGGCAAGAUUUCGAGGGUGAGGAUGACACCCUCUUCACCUGAAGUUCCUCAGCUCUCCUGCUGCAUUUCCUGGUUAUUGUGAUGUUAAUUGUGCAACUUCCACCCCAAAGGAAUGCAGGCUUCGGUACUUUUAGCACCAGAGGCCUCUCAAAGGAAAAUGGAAGGGACUUGAAUGAAAGAGAUAUUGAGGUUACAAGAUGGUGACAAGGCUGAAGGUAGGCACAUUUUAUCAUUACAACCAAAAAUAUGUACUGUUCUCAUGUGAGCCAUUCCAGCAGGGAAGUUUUGCUGUUUCCAUACUGGGAUGAGUACUUCAGGUGAGGAGUCAGCAAUGCUGCUGUGAGGUAAGGGAGGAAUUUUUCUGCUAUGUUGUCGUGAAAACAGUCACAUAUUCCCAUUCUGAAAUUGCAUCAGAAAUUUUGUGUGGGGCUUUUAGAGAUAUAAUUAAGAGACUUCUGGGUAGAGAUGAAGUGCGGGAGGCACUGUAUACCAGGAGUGGUUCAUUGUGAAAGCUUUGAUCUCACAGGAGGGAGACUUUGACACUAUUUAUGAAAAUCUGUGUUCCAAAACAGUGCUAAGAAUAUCAAAGCAAUUUUUUUUAAACAGCUGUAUUCAGUUACUGCAUUCAGAGAUACAAGAGAAACCGAUUUCCACAUAAAGCAAAAGAGAGACAGGGAAGAGUUUAAGGAAAUGUUGAGGAUGGGUGCUUGUCAACCUCCACAGCCACAAGCAGUAACACAAAGCACAGCAGGUAAAUCUACCACUGCUCCAGAUCAACUGUAGCAAAGUGAGUCAGCUUUUAUUCAGCCUCUGGCCUAAAUCCCUUAUUUUAUGGGGCUUGUGCUGCCUUUGGGCUUGUGCCCCCACUCAGGGGCUCUUGGGUCUGCAGGACUGAGCUCUGGUUCCUGUGGCAGGGCUGGAUCACAGCCCCCUGCCACAGCCAGAGCCUCCCCUCAGCGUGGGGGGCUGCAUUCCAGUGACCCCAGAGCUUCUAGAAGAACAGCAGAAGGAAAAUCAAGAGCCUUUGAUGGAGCUCGCAGCUUCAGUGUUAAAUAACACCCGCUCCCAACAGCUGAGUGGGGGCAGGACUCAUUCCAGAACUAUUAAUAAAGCCCCUAUUUAUACCCCAGGUUCCUGUGAACGGUGCAGCAGAAAUCUACAGCUGCGGAGCUAAAAUGGAAUAAAUGUCAGCCUCCGGGGAAAAGUAUCAUCCCCUGGGAAAGGAGAAAGCCGAAGAACAGCCCUGGGGCAGGUUUCAGAGCCGAGGAAGCAGAGGGUGAGCGGCAGCACCCUGAGCUUGCAGGCAGUGGGCAGAGCCAGCCCUCGGCUCCCUGCAGCCGCAGGUCUGUGCAGAGCUGCCAGAGAUGCAGCGUCAGAGGCGGCUCCCGCUGCUGCCAGAGGGACCGGCAGGGCUCGAGCCGAGCCGGAGCCAGGUGUGACCCAGGCAAAGAGGCAGAAAGGACCUUUGGAGAGGCUCGGAGUGCCUUGUCUGCUGGACCGGCAGGACGAUGGAGAGCACGGGAGGGCCGUAUCUGAACACAGCCGCUGUGACCUCCCCGGUGGGAAUAGCUCGGCUGCUGCAGAUGACCUUCGGAUGCGCCACCUUCAGCCUGGUUGCUCACCAAGGGGGGUUCAGUGCCGCCUACGGCACCUUCUGCAUGUUUGUCUGGACCUUCUGCUUCGCCGUCACCGUGUUCAUCAUCGCCUGCGAGUUCACACGCCUGCACAGCUGCCUGAGCCUCUCCUGGGGAAACUUCACGGCCGCUUUUGCCAUGCUGGCCACGCUCAUGUCCAUCACGGCAGCGGUGAUCUACCCGCUCUACUUCGUGCAGGUGGGCUGUUACCCCAUCGGCUGCCAGGUCCGGGAUUUCCGCAUCGCCGCCAGCGUCUUCGCGGGCCUCCUGUUCGUCACCUACGCCGCCGAGGUGUUCUUGACCCGGGCCAAACCGGGACAGGUCACCAGCUACAUGGCCACCGUCUCUGGCCUCUUGAAAAUCGUCCAGGCCUUUGUGGCCUGCAUCAUCUUUGGGGCGCUGGUGAACGACAGCCAGUACGGUAAAUACGUGGCGACGCAGUGGUGUGUGGCUGUCUACAGCUUUUGCUUUGUGGUGACAGUGGUGGUGGUAGCCUUCAGUGUCACAGGUAAGACUGCCUUGCUGUGGUUCCCUUUUGAGCGUUCUGUGGUCAUCUACACCUUUGGGGCAGUGCUGCUCUACGCGAGCGCUGCGGUCAUCUGGCCAGUGUUCUGCUUUGACAGCAAGUACGGCUCCCCACGACGCCCCGGCCUCUGUGCCAAGGGAAAGUGCCCCUGGGACAGCCAGCUGGUGAUUGCCAUCUUCACCUAUGUCAACCUGCUGCUCUAUGUCUUGGACCUGGCGUACUCCCAGCGCAUCCGCUUUGUCUCACACAUCUGAACCGUGGGCCGGCCUCUGUGGAGGUUGUGUGUGAAUCCCUGCAGGUGCAGAGGGACGGGGCCAGGGGCACAGAGGUGCUGGGCAGGCAUGCACACACCACCAUCGGCCAAACUUCAAGUGAGGACUGACUACACUAAGGAAUUAAUGACCUGGAGCAGGUGGGCUGCAGCUGACACAGCCAGCCCAACUCCCCCAUGGUUCUGCCUCACCUGCCAGGGGCCAGCACGAAAGAAUGGCACAGCUCCACAUGCAUCUGCAGACAGCAGGAGUGCUUGUAGCCACAGCAGUGGGGCUGCAGGCUACCAGGUUACUGAGCCAAACAUUAGGAAAGACAUCAAAGAUUUUGAAACUGUUAAACCAGCGCCUAAUGGUAACCAAGUGACUGCUCAGGAAGUGGAAAAGAUAAAAGCUGCAUGAAGGAACUCCAGUUCAGGAGAUGAAAAUCAGUCCCUCGGAGUUUGGGUUAGUUUGGACUGUGUUGGGAGAUGUGGAAUGCUGCAAGUGUGGGCAGUUCCAGUCUGGGUGUUUCUGAGAAGAGCAUCAUAGCCAUAAAGUAUUUUGAAGGUUGCCAGUCUUUUCCCUUCCUCUCCUUUGCUGUCUAGCACAGAAAAGGAAUAUCCUCAAGUGCACACUUUGGAGGAGGCCUAUUUAAUGUAAUACUCCUAUUUAGCAAACACUGAGUCACUACAGAAAUGGAAAUUUGUAAAGUUGAGGCUCUACUGCUGAGAUUCAGGAUGCAGAGGAGAGCCAGCCUACAAAGUGACCGAGUGUGACCUUGGCACGUGCUCUGUCUUGAUCCAUGGGCCACCAUUUCUUUACACUGGGGUCAAGGGUUUUUUUCUGGAGGCUUGAAGAUAAAUUCUGGGGCAUGGCAAAGGGGAGGCAGAGACUGACUGAUCUCAUAGUGCUGCACAAGAGACCCAGCCGGGCGGGGAGGGGGCACGGAGAGGACGGGACAUGACAGAACUUGUGCAUGGUGCCCCGGAGCAGCUCAGGAUUCCUGAGCACUCUGCAUCACUGGGGAGCCCAAUUUCCCAGACCCACCCCUGACAAAACACCCACUUUAAAGUUCCACACUUCUCAGCUCAGAUUUCAGGCCCCACAGGAAUCUUCAUUUGUUGCAGGGAGAAGCCAGAGUGUCCAAGUGCUUGUGCGGCACAUGCAGAUUUGAGUGCUUUGAUUAAAAUCUCCAGUAGCUGCCUGUCAGAAGCAAGAUUUAUUUUUUAACCAAAACAAAAUAAAGGUGAAUGGCAGAUGUACACUUAUAUCUCCUGAGAUCUGUGUGCUGUCAUCCUCCUCUCCACACUCAUUGCAGCAGACACAGCCUUUCCUUCGUGAAGGCAGAGCUCACUUCAUUCUGGUGUACAAAGCCUGAGCACAGACCCAGAAAACAACAGACACAACACAGCAAGACCUCUGAGGGGAUCCUUUGCAGCAGAAUGACUCAGGAAUAAGGAAGCAAACUUACUUUUAAUCACUGCUUUGUGUGGGGUUUGAAGAGCAAAGGGAAAACUUGUUGGGACAGACGAUGUUGAAUAAUUCUGAGCAAGGACCAGCCCUUCGCAGGGGGAGCAUCAGCCAGGACAUGGGACAAGAAUUGGGAUCCAGCACAGAGGAACAGCCUGCCAAGAGGGUUUUCUCUUCUGUGAGUGCCAGUGAAGGGCAGGAAAUCUGGAAGAUGUGGUCCAAGAGGAGGCUGGCAGGGCAAGACCCCUGGUCUUGGCAAGGAAAGGCUGGCAAGGCAAUCUGCUAUAGAUAUAAACCAGGAGCUUUAUUUCUUGACACCCAAACAAAUUAUGAGUUGUUCAAGAACAAAAUGCUAACUUGGGAAGGGAAAUCCACUUGUGUUGGAGGGGUCAAUUUACAAGAGCCACUGCAUACAAAGGGACCUUGAACAUUAGUGAUGUAUUCCUGUUAAACCCAUCAAUAUGGACAAAUUAAGUUGUGUAACACUUGAAAAUUACUUUUAUUUUUGGUUGUUGUUAUUUCAGAUCACUAAAAAACCAAACAGGUGCCUGUGAAGGACCAUGGCCUUUGUUAUAAAACCCAACCCAGUGGGCCCAGGAACACUGCUUGAGGAAAGCCCCAACCUGGUCUGGCUCUGGGGGGCUGGGAGGGAGCCAGCCCCUUGCUGGGAGGCAAGAGCCCAGGCAGGGGGUGCCUGUCCCCAGCGAUGGCACCAGCAGGGCUCAGGCAGCAGCAGCUGCUGGAAAGCUCCUUGGCCGACAGCGUGUGGCUGAGCAGGCACUCCUGGCUUACUGCUGGGAAGAUUUUGCACCAAGUAGGAGCAAGAGCAGAAACACGGUAAAACUGACAAUGCCAUGGGUUGAUGGAACUUACACCCAGCCAGGGUCAAAGGGCCAGAGAGGAACUGGUACUUGGGAAACAAUGAGGGCAAAAUGGAGCAUCUUCACAAUAAGGGGAAAGAGAAUUUAACAUGGAAAUCAUGAUCCCACUGACUGGAGGAGUGGAAACACAGGUCAUUGCCAAGAACAGUGUGUUCAGAUUUAGCUUUCUCAUCUGCCAGCCAAAGACUGAGCA
Messenger RNA from Serinus canaria (Common canary), 6287 nucleotides. RefSeq names its product myeloid associated differentiation marker like 2 (gene MYADML2). NCBI's taxonomy places the organism in Eukaryota, Metazoa, Chordata, Aves, Passeriformes, Fringillidae. Gene Ontology annotation, cellular component: membrane. The transcript has a single exon. The record is from RefSeq and is a predicted model, not a curated record. The coding region runs from base 2841 to 3746 and encodes 301 amino acids.